Sinocyclocheilus anshuiensis is the source of this 999-nucleotide messenger RNA. Its product is annotated as biogenesis of lysosome-related organelles complex 1 subunit 6-like. Gene Ontology annotation, biological process: intracellular transport. The transcript is spliced from 5 exons. Lineage: Eukaryota; Metazoa; Chordata; Actinopteri; Cypriniformes; Cyprinidae. Gene Ontology annotation, cellular component: transport vesicle; BLOC-1 complex. Bases 149 to 619 code for a protein of 156 amino acids. The record is from RefSeq and is a predicted model, not a curated record.
GUGGUCACAUGAGCGCCGGUCACGUGACGUCUGUGAGCCGCUGCCCUUGGAAACAGUUUCAUCAUCACACUCAUCAUCUCAGGAAAUAAGAGCUGUGGCGCAGAUCUGAGCGUGUUUGUGUUUUAGGAGGAGGAGGAGGAGGAGGAGGAUGGACAGACAGCAGGAGGAAGAUGAGGAGGACACCGUGUGCUGUGUGAUGGAGGACGUCAUGUGUGUGGACGAACAUCCGGUCGAGCGUCUGACCGACGGCUUCCUGUCUCACUAUCUGCCAGAACUGUGCUGCUCCAAACGAGCGCUGCAGGAGCUGACACAAAACCAGGUGAUUCUGCUGGAUAUGCUGGAACAGGAAGUCACGAAGUUCCGCGAGUGCAACGCCACGAUUGAUCUGAACACACUGUUCACAGAGGCCACGGUUUAUCACAGAAAGCUGGUGAACAUCCGCAGAGAAAUGAUCGUUCUGCACGACAAGACCACCAGACUGAAGAAGCGAGUGCUGAAGCUGCAGCAGCACAAGCAGAAAGAGGAUCUGGAGCGCGAGCAGCAGAGAGAGAGAGAGCUGGAGCGAGAGAGACGUCUCAUCGCCAAACCCGCCAAACGCAGCGACGCUGAACCGCACUGAGCGUGCUCAGACAAACAGCUCCACCCACUGCCCCCGAGACUCCGCCCCUCAGUCACAUGGUUCCACCCACUGCCUCUGCUCCUCAGAGACACGGCUCCACCCACUGCCCCGAGACUCCGCCCCUGACGUAUAUAAAGCAAUCAGAAACACACAGAUGAGCAGAAACACGUCGCUGCUCGUCACAUUCAUGCAUGCGUCGCGCCUCUCACUCAGAAUUAUCUGGUGAUUUCAUGAAUUUAUCAGGACUAAAUGUGAUAAAUUUAUGUUCGACUCUCAAAGCUCUGAUGACUCGUCAUCAUUGUCAUCAUGUGCACUUUUGUUCAGAUAAGUAAUAAUAAUAAUAAAAUAAUAAAACUAAUGAAAGUGUUUGUGUCACCAUA